This is a messenger RNA of Trichosurus vulpecula (common brushtail), 1272 nucleotides long. RefSeq names its product coiled-coil domain-containing protein 115-like. Gene Ontology annotation, biological process: vacuolar proton-transporting V-type ATPase complex assembly. Gene Ontology annotation, cellular component: extrinsic component of endoplasmic reticulum membrane. NCBI's taxonomy places the organism in Eukaryota, Metazoa, Chordata, Mammalia, Diprotodontia, Phalangeridae. The coding region runs from base 124 to 438 and encodes 104 amino acids. The record is from RefSeq and is a predicted model, not a curated record. The transcript has 3 exons.
GCGGUCAGAGGAAGUCUCGGCGGCUUCCGGAGCCAAGGCGCCUACAGGGGUCCGGCAAAGGUCCUGGGCAUCCAGCUCGAUGCGCGCGUCUCGUGCAGCUGGAAGGACAGCGGGCGGCACGGAAUGGCCGAGUGGAAGAGCUGUGCACCCGUGGCAUCUCCCGAGCGGGAUCCCCUGACCUGGUUUGGGAUCUUGGUGCCCCAGAGUCUGCGACAGGCCCAAGGAAGUAUCCGGGCAGCUCUGCUGAUGGCUGGGGAGACUUCAGGGCUCCAGAGCCGAGUCCAGUCCGGAAGAGCCCAGAUUCAAGCCGUACACCCGGAGAAACAAACUGGUCAGCUGAAGAUGGCUGGAGCACAUUCUCUGACAUUGGGAGUCCAAAUCAAUGAUUUGGUUUUUUGUUUGAUGCCUUUCUGGCCUCUGCCAUUAGGUCCUUCCUAGACCUUGGCUGUUCCUUAUCCUGUCCCCCCCCCCCACCUUUGGGAAUUGCCUAGGUUAUGAAGCUCCGUUCCUUCUUUCUGACAUUCAAAGCUAUGCCAAAAAAAAAGAAAUCACAGUAGUUAUAGAACCAGACAAAAUCACAAGGUGGGCGGGGGUGGCAAUAGGUGUAAGACCUCAAGAGAAACGAUAGCCCAAAGGGGUGGCAAAGUUCUGUCACAAGGAAACAUCGUGCUUCUAAAAGUCACGAAAACUACUUGUAAGUAACAUGAACAAUAGAUUGCUAGAGCAAGAUCCCUGAAGGAAACAGACAUAUUCCAGUGUUAAGCCACAAAACACCAAGUUGGGUUGUGAGGGAAGAGCCCCCAGCUAAUAGAAAAAGUGUUGGGAGAACUAGAAAACACUGGUAGCAUUGGGCUCAGACCAGUGGGCUUUGCCUCCUUGAAACCCUGAAUGACUUUAUGACCUAAAUAACAAAAGAUUGCCUCCUUAGAGGCUGAAUGGGCCUUUUGAGAUUGUCACUGAAGGAGAGAAUUCUUAAGUAAAAUAGAGUACUAUAGAAAGAAAGGUCCAAAGUUCUCCCUGUCCGAAAGUCCUUCACUCUUAUCUGUGUCCCCUUCUUGGUUUGAUUCUCUUGGCCUCUGGCCCAGACAGCCAUUUUCAGCCUCAUCUCUAAUUUAUCCCAACCAGCUGAGGUCUUUGAGCACUGGGCCUAGGGCUGGCCGAGACUCUCAGCCUUUGGUGUCUGGUAGUGGCCUAGGCCUUAGGGCCCCGAGGCGACCUGGAGAUGCUCCUCAACUAUUUACAGUUUGAAUAAAUCUGGGCAGGAACAGGGAA